UGACGCUGGCGGCUCGACAGUCUUUUCCCUCCUCGCUGGACGCUGCCCGGCUAUGCCGACGUUCCGCUAAACGCUCCUCCUCGGCCGCCGUAGUGGACUCUGCCGCUGGUUCUUCUUCUUCUUCUUCUUCUUCUGCUCGACACGUCCGCACAGCGUAGUUUAAGAAGACCUAUGCGGUCCUGCUAGCAGGGCAAGAUGUUCAACAAGUCAUUCGGCACUCCCUUCGGAGGAGGGACGGGGGGGUUUGGCACCGCGUCGACCUUUGGACAACAGAACACGGGUUUUGGGGCGACGGGAGGCUUCGGGACGUCUGCGUUCGGGGCCGCGGCCCCCACCGGAGGACUGUUUGGUCCCACACAGAAUAAACCUGGCGGUCUUUUUGGGUCCAGUACUUUCAGCCAGCCGCCGGCUUCCUCCACCAACACCGGCUUUGGCUUCGGGGCAACGACCGGCACUACGACCAGCUUGUUUGGCAGCACCGGGACUGGAACCACCGGCGGACUCUUCUCCCAGCAGAGCAAUGCUUUCGGAGCCAACAAACCCACCUCGUUUGGAAGCUUUGGGACGAGCACCAGCAGUGGCGGGCUGUUUGGGUCGACCAACACCGCCUCCAACCCGUUCGGUGGAGGUGGAGGUGUCGCCUCCCUGUUUGGAGGUGCGGGGUUCACCGCCGCACAGCAGCAGCCGGGAACGACUGUAAAAUUCAAUCCUCCAACAGGAAGUGACACCAUGGUGAAGGCCGGUGUGACCACCAGCAUCAACACCAAGCACCAGUGCAUCACCGCCAUGAAGGAGUACGAGAACAAAUCCCUAGAGGAGUUGAGGUUCGAGGACUACCAGGCGGGCAGGAAGGGUCCGACCAACCCGAUGGCCGCACCGACAGGCGGCUUGUUCGGCGCCACCGUGGCAACGUCCAGCGCCGCCACCGGCCUGUUCGGUGCCGCGGCCCCCAACACCAACUUCUCCUUCGGACAGAACAAGAGCACCUUCGGAGCAGCACCGGCUGCCAGCGGGUUCGGUGCGGCGGCCGGCGCCGGUCUCUUUGGUCAGCAGGCCCCCCAACAAGCCAGCAGCCUCUUCAAGCCGUUCGGUCAGACCACCACCGCGCCGAGCACCGGCUUCUCCUUCGGCAACACCAACACCAUGGGACAGGCCAACACCAGCAGCAUGGGUUUGUUCGGGAACGCGGCGGCGCCGCAGGCCGGCGGCUUGUUCGGCGCGGCUCAGCCCAGCACCGCCGCCGGCUUCGGGACCGCCACCGGACUGUUCGGACAAGCCAACGCCGGAUUUGGAAAUGUCGGCACACAGAGUUUGUUCGGUAAUAAGACGGCCGGGUUCGGCACCACCACCACCAGCGCCCCGUCCUUCGGCACCGGCACCGGGCUGUUCGGCAACAAGCCGGCCCUCACGCUGGGGACCGGAACCAACACCUCCACCUUCGGUUUUGGGGCUAACCCUGCUGCCGGGAGUCUGUUUGGGAACAAGCCGGCCACCGGAGGACUGGGGACGGCACUGGGGACCAGCUUCGGAGCAGCAGUGGGCGCAGGACAGACGUCUCUGUUUGGGAACAACCAAAGCAAACUGGGCGCCACACUGGGAACGAUGGGAACCUUUGGAGCGACGGCAUUCAACACCGGAGCCAGCACCCUGGGCUUUGGAGCUCCACAGCAGCCAGUCGCGCUCACAGAUCCGAGUGGGACGGCCUCCCAGCAGGCCAUGCUCCAGCAGCAGCUCAGCGUCCUGGCGUACUCGCCGUACGGAGACUCGCCGCUGUUCAGAAACCCGCUGUCAGACCCCAAGAAGAAGGAGGAGCGUCUGAAACCAACCAAUCCGACGGCCCAGAAGGCUCUGACCACGCCCACCCACUACAAGCUGACCCCUCGCCCGGCGACCAGGGUCCGCCCCAAAGCGCUGUCGUCAUCGGGGGCCUCCAAGUCGCAGCUCUUCGACGGCCUCGACGACGACGAGCCCUCGCUCACCAACGGAGCCUUCGUACCCAGGAAGAGCAUAAAGAAACUCGUGCUGAAGAACCUGAACAGCAGCCAGUACAACAGUCCAAUCAGCAAAGAGACGGACGACCUCGCUUCACCUCCAGAGUAUCCUCAGAACGGACACAGCCUCAUGGAGGAGGAGGAGGAGAUGCCGGGUGCCAGCAGCCCGGUGGACGACGACCCCGAGGUCACCCAGUUCUACGUCAACCCCAUCGCCAAGCCGAUCCCUCAGGGCCGUGUCCAGACCAGCCUGCAGGACACCAUCAGCGACCUCAACAUGCACAAAGUGGCCCGGAACGGCGGACUGGAGCUGAGCAGCGAGGACGUGUCUGCGUCUCUCGGGGACGAGUCUCUGCAGGAGGACAGAGAGGAGGAGCAGCAGGAGAUGCAGCAGUCUCCUCACCCGGCAGGCAUCGUUCUGAACCGUGUUGGUUAUUACACCAUCCCCUCCAUGGACGAUCUGGCUGAGAUGGUGGACGAAAACGGAGAGUGUGUGGUGGAAAACUUCACCGUUGGCAGGAAAGGCUACGGCUCCAUCUUCUUCCCCGGCGAGGUGAACGUGACGGCGCUGAACCUCGACGAGAUCGUGCACUUCAGACGCAAAGAGGUCAUCGUGUACCCGGACGACAAGAACAAGCCUCCAGAGGGGGAGGGGCUUAACAGGCGAGCCGAGGUGACUCUGGACGGCGUUUGGCCAAACGACAAGACGGCCUGCACUCAGAUCCGGAGCCCCGAGCGUCUGACGGAGAUGAACUACGAGGGUCGGCUGGAGAAGGCCUCCCGCAAACAGGGAGCCCGCUUCCUGGAGUACCGAGCUGAGACCGGAUCCUGGGUGUUCGAGGUGGCCCAUUUCUCCAAAUAUGGCCUCCAGGACUCUGACGAGGAGGAGGACGUGCCGCUCAAAACGGACCCAAAGAAGCUGAAGACGAUGAUGAUGUCACUUCCUGCCACCCGGCCGCAGCAGCUCCCCCCCUCCCAGCAGCAGGUGGCGCCACAGGCUCAGUCUACUGUUGCCGUGGAGAUCCCGGGGGGCAUGGCCGAGCUGGACAGCGACAUGGCCGACAUCACCCAGAGCUUCCCAACAGAGAGCAUGCUGGGAGGAGAGAUGGAUGACGACAGCGACCUGCCGACGGGGGAGAAGCUCGGAGGUCUGAUCCCCGCAGAGCACGACGGCGUCUCCGCGUCCGGCCACAUGGCGUCCUCGCUGGGGAUCAACCCGCACACCCUGCAGAUCAUGAAGGCGUCUCUGUUCGCUGAGGAUGAGGAGGAGAGCGACAUGUUUCAGGAUCACAGAGCCACGAAGGUGUCCGCCGACGUCUCGUCUCCUCGCCUCGUCGUGCCGGGAACCCAGAGCCGACCCUCCGUCGGCGGUCUCCUUCAGGCUCGUUUCACCUCGGGCCUCUUCUCUCAGAUGUCGGACUCUCCUCAACCCCCCCGCUCGUCACACUGGGCCGGGUCGGGACCCUCGUCCUUCCUGCUGCCCGCCCGGACCCCGGAGCCUUCGGUCAGGACGGUCGGCGUCCGGCGGCUGGGCGGCCCGGUGACCCUCAAAGAGUCCGUCACUCAAGGGAAGGGGAGUCUGUUGAUGGACGCCGGGCUGUUUAAGGGUCGAUCCUUCCGGGUGGGUUGGGGUCCCGGCUGGACGCUGGCGCACUGCGGCGACCGGCUGAGCUCGCCGCCGGCCAAACGGCUCGACCGCCAUGAACUCACCAAAACAGACUUCAGCUUCCUGCCAAAACCAGCCAGGAGCAAACCUCUGGUAGAGAGCCCCUAUAAGGUGGUGCUGGAGCAGCUGGUUGUUCUGGAGCCUCCAGGGAAGACCAGCGAGGAGGAAGACGAGGAGGAGGAGAGCCAGUCGGUGCUGCAGCGCCCCCUAGAGAUCUGUCUGAAGCACAGCACUGUGGACACCAGCGACGCCUCCGCCUGCCCGCUGGUUCGACCCCGGCACGGCGUGGCGGCGCUGCACGAGUACGCCGAGUGGAUCAGCGAGCUGAGCGACAAGCAUGGAGACGCAGACCCUCUCCUGGGUUACUGGGCCGAGGUCUGGACGUUGUGCGAGGCCCUGUGGGGCCGGCUGGGCCCCGCCGAUCUGGAGUCCGACGCCGAGAUGCCCGAUGCCGAGACGCCCGACGAGUAUGAGCAGCAGCUGGAGAGGAGGCGGACCUUCUCGGCCUGGCUGUCCCGCGGAGCCGCCUGCCGGGUGGAGGAGGAGGUGGCGCUGGCGGCGAAGGGUCGCCACACGGACGCCAUCUUCAGCUACCUGACGGGAAACCGCAUCAGUGAGGCGUGUCGGCUGGCGCAGAAGGAAGGAGACCACCGUCUGUCCCUGCUGCUGUCUCAGGCCACCGGCUCUCAGUACUGUCGGGACCUGCUGGCCCUCCAGCUCGCCGACUGGAACCGCAUGCAGACCGACAGCUACCUGCCGGAGGAGAGGCUACGCAUCUACACACUGCUCGCAGGGAAACCGGUGUGGCAGUCGUCUGAAUCCGUGGUGAACGUUUGCUCCGAGCUGGACUGGAAGCGCUGCGUAGCCGUCCACCUCUGGUUCAUGCUGCCGCCCACCGCCUCCGUGGCCGACGCCCUCGCCAGAUACGAAGCCGCCUUCCAGGGCUCAUGUGAGGGGGGUAAAUACGCCUGCGCCCCCCUCCCUCCGUACAUGGAGGCGGAGCAUCCGGACAUGGAGGAGGAGGAGGAGUCUAAACGAUCGCUGCACGACCUCUGCUUCCACCUGCUCAAACUCUACAGUGACAGACACUACAGCCUGCAGCAGCUGCUGGACCCUCUGACCCUCACCUGGGACCGUCUGGACUACCGGCUCAGCUGGCACCUGUGGGGCGUCCUGCAGGCGCUGCACUACAGCCACCUGAGCGCCUCGCGGCAGGGACUCCUCCACGCCAGCUACGCCGCCCAGCUGGAGAGCGCCGGCCUCUGGCACAUGGCCGUCUUCAUCCUGCUGCACAUCCCCAACGACACGUACUCAGCGGGAGCGAGCGGUGAGGAGAUGUUGACCCUGCACUGCCGCCUGCAGGAGACUGACGAGUCUCAGCGGAGGGAGCGCUUCCUGACGGAGAGGCUGCUGAUCCCAGAGCAGUGGAUCCACGAGGCCAAGGCCACCAGAGCACGCCGCGACGCCGACCACCAGCAGGAGGCGCUGCACCUUUACCGGGCCGGGUUCUGGAGCCAGUGUCACCGGCUGCUCAUCCAACACCUGGCCUCAGACUGCAUCAUCAACGACAACCACGACUACCUGCUGGAGUUCCUGGAGGGGCUGGCGGUCCCUGAACACAGCGCCACCAUCCAGGACUGGGACACGGCGGGGAGGGUUUACCUGGACUACAUCCGCGUCAUCAAGACUCUGCAGGACAUCCAGCAGAUGGAAAACGCCGGUUACGAGUUGGAGCGUCUCUACGGCGACGUGACGUCUCUGUGCAGCAGAAUCGAGCUGCUGCCCUGCAGCUCCGCCAGAGACCGCCUCGCCCAAUCAGAGAUGGCGAAGCGCGUGGCCAACAUCCUGCGGGUGGUGCUGAGCCUGCAGCAGGGCGACGCCGCCUCCGACUCCUGCGUGCCGCUCAGCCAGCUGGCGCCGCACAUCAGCCGCCUGCCGAUGCCGGAGGACUACACGCUGGAGGAGCUGCGAGGCCUCACGCAGUCGUACCUGCGGCAACUCACCGUCAGCCAAUGAGAGCGCAGAACAGCAGCGGAGGGCCGAUUGAAGUUUAAAGAAGGUGUUGAACUGUCCGCUGCUCAGACAUCAUGGAAUUCUGAAAAAAAGGAUUAAAAAAAAAAAAGAUAAAAGGAGCUGAAACACAAACGGGAAACGAGUUUGAGUCGUUUGUUUCCGAGGAGGGAACCGCUCCACGACUCGGUUCCGGAGUUUGUUCUCGUCGGUUCUGGACGCCGUCUGUUUUGAAAACAGGCACAAAGCUGCGAUACGUCAUUCCUCUUCGUCUGUCUGUGUGUGUGUGUGUGUGUGUGUGUGUGUGUGUGUGCGUCGCUUCAGGGGAGAGUUAAAAAAUAAGAAACAACAGCACUUGACCGGAAGUUCCUCCUCAUUCAGUCACUGUUAACCGUUUAAAACCACGUUAACCAACCGGGUCACAGGAACCAAAAUUAUGUUUUUGUUUCACCAAAUCUACUUUGUUUUUUCACACCUGCCUCUGGAUUCUUUUACCUCGUAGAAUACAACAAAGAUCUUCUGGUGCUAACUGGGAGUUCUUCUGUUCCACUGGUUUCCGUUUAUUCCUGUUGAGUGUGAAAGUCGCUCCACAGACUCUUGAAACCUGCUGCAUUGUAAUCAAUCUUUAUUAUCAAGUCUGUUCAUUUAUGUCAAAGUUUAACUGAAGUUGUGAAAUCAUUUCCUGCAGACUUUCAGAUCUAUCUGUGUUUAAACUGCAUCACGUGAAGAAAACCUUUUUCAUCAGGGAGUUCUGUCUCCAAACAAUAAGACAAUACAAACAUUGAAGCGUCUGUAAUGUUCUAGUACCGAUAGUUUCCAGAGUCUGCUAAAGAUUUUAAUACUAUGCAGAAAUGAAUGGAAACCAAUCGGCAGAAAGGGAAAAAAAUCUAAUUAAAAAGUAGCUAAAACGUUCCAACUGUAAAACGAUCCGUUCUCUCUUUCAGCUGUAAACUCGUUCACACGUUCUGUUGUUUAUUAUUUUAAAGUUCUCCCCAGAAACCGACUUCUUUCCCUCUUUAACAGAGUUAUUUUGUUGGAGUGGCGUCUUUGUAACGGCACUUCACUAUGCAUGUGAGCGUGUAAAUGUGACCUCGUUUGACCUUUGACCCCAAAGAAAGUGACGCGUUAUCGAUUUAGCUCCGACAAAAGAGGAUUAUUUUUUUUUUUCUUCGAAAGAUUUGGUUUUAUGAUAUGCGUGAACAAAAAAGCAGCCGUUAGCUUAGCAUAGUGUGACAGUAGCAUCUGUUCAUCUGUCGAUAUGUGAAUAAAGACGAUUAUCUGAAUGCGAGCGGCGGCGGCGUUCAGACGGGUUCCACGUGAACGACGUGGGUUUGAUUCUGAGGAAAGCUCAACAUGCAAAAUGUCUGAUGGUCUAUUUUUGUAGAUUUCUGUUUUGUUUGAAUG
Messenger RNA from Anoplopoma fimbria (sablefish), 7071 nucleotides. Its product is annotated as nuclear pore complex protein Nup98-Nup96-like. NCBI's taxonomy places the organism in Eukaryota, Metazoa, Chordata, Actinopteri, Perciformes, Anoplopomatidae. The record is from RefSeq and is a predicted model, not a curated record. Gene Ontology annotation, biological process: post-transcriptional tethering of RNA polymerase II gene DNA at nuclear periphery; protein import into nucleus; RNA export from nucleus. Gene Ontology annotation, cellular component: nuclear pore; nuclear pore cytoplasmic filaments. Gene Ontology annotation, molecular function: structural constituent of nuclear pore.